This is a messenger RNA of Rotaria sp. Silwood1, 240 nucleotides long. The record is from the annotation of a GenBank genome assembly. NCBI's taxonomy places the organism in Eukaryota, Metazoa, Rotifera, Eurotatoria, Philodinida, Philodinidae.
AUGAUAAUGAAAUUUUCAUCAAAUGCACCUAUUAUUCAUGUUUCUGCUAAUACAAAUCCAGCACUUUCUAUACAAGCUAUUAUUACAAUUAGUAAUAAACAUCAUUUUUCUAUAAAUAAAUAUCAUCCAAAUGCUAGUACACCAACACAAACUUAUCCUGAACCAUCACAAACAUCAAUACAUCAACAAACACAAUUACCAUUAAGCAUGGAUUCAAUAUUAGGUAGAUUAAUUCUAUAG